AGUGACACACUCUUGUACAACUGUGUGAUGGAAUAUUGCAAUGUAAAGUAAGGAACAACUGUCUAUAGAGUUGUGAAAGAGGCCAGGUCAGAGAGAGUUAACACUGUAUAGCACUUGAGUAUAAAAUUCUAGGCAAUGUGGUCACCCAGUGGUUUGGGUACGUUUCCACAGGGGCACAAGGGCAUUUCUGGAGUGAGACAAGUUUCCUCUCUGGAUUAUGGCAAUGGAUUCACAAAUGUUCACACAUCACGAUUUAGCAAGUUACACUGAUCAAACGUGCAGUACUCUGUCAAUUCUACUUCAGUGGAACUGUUCAAAUAGGUAGGGACUAAGGCAUGGCUCAGUGGUCAAACUGAAUUUGGAGUUUUAUUAACUAAACAAUAAAUGAGCGUUGGCAGAGUAUUUGCAAUUUCCUUAUGUCAAGAGCCCUCUAAAUAUGGUACUAAUUGAAGUUCCCAGGUACAAGUCUGAAUGAAGGGGGUAAUUUGGGAAUACUGACUCCUUUUCCUGUAUAGGACAUCAGUCCCGGAUCAGGGGACAUCUCUGGAUUGUCGUUUCGAGACACAGACUGUCCUGAAGAUAUCUAGGGUCGAAUGCCAGCUUCCUUUCUUCUACAAUCACCGAAGCCCGUGAAAGGUUCCUAUCUCUUUAAGCUGUGACGAGCAGCUGUAAAGCAGCAGGUUCAUAACUGUCUCAACAGGGCGAGUAGCGCCUGUAAGGGUCCAGCCGCGUGUGUUGUCCCUCUCAGCGACUCGUAGCGAGCUGUGCUUGAGGCCAGCUCGGCUCCUGAUUGGCCGCGUGUCCCCAGCGUGCGCGGCUCCGGCGCGGAAGCUCCCAGCGGCCGGUGGCAAUGUCUAGCCGGUCUAAACGGCAGUCUCAUGGUUCCACUCGUGGGAAGCGCGAAUCCGAGUCGCGGGGUAGCUCGGGUCGCAUCAAGAAGGAGCGAGACCGCGAGCGGGAGCCCGAGGCGGCGAACUCCCGGGCCAGCCCGGUCCGCGUGAAGCGGGAAGCCGAGCCGAGUGCGCGGGAGGUUCCGGCGUCCGCGCCCCCGGCAGUGAGGGUGAAGCGGGAGCGCGAGGCCGACGAGGACUCGGAGCCCGAGCGGGAGGUGCGAGCAAAGAAUGGCCGAGUGGAUUCAGAGGACCGGAGGAGUCGUCACUGCCCAUAUCUGGAUACCAUUAACAGGAGUGUGCUGGACUUCGACUUUGAGAAACUCUGCUCUAUCUCCCUCUCGCAUAUCAAUGCCUACGCCUGUCUGGUGUGUGGCAAGUACUUUCAAGGCCGGGGCUUGAAGUCUCAUGCCUAUAUUCACAGCGUCCAGUUCAGCCACCAUGUCUUCCUCAACCUCCACACUCUCAAGUUUUACUGCCUUCCUGACAACUAUGAGAUCAUCGAUUCCUCACUGGAGGACAUCACAUAUGUGUUGAAGCCUACUUUCACAAAGCAGCAAAUUGCAAACUUGGACAAGCAAGCCAAAUUGUCCCGGGCAUAUGAUGGUACCACUUACCUGCCAGGGAUCGUGGGACUGAACAACAUAAAAGCCAACGACUAUGCAAAUGCAGUGUUGCAGGCUCUGUCUAAUGUUCCUCCUCUUCGGAAUUACUUCCUGGAGGAAGACAAUUAUAAGAACAUCAAGCGCCCUCCAGGGGAUAUUAUGUUUUUAUUGGUCCAGCGUUUUGGAGAGCUGAUGAGAAAGCUCUGGAACCCCCGAAACUUCAAGGCACAUGUUUCUCCUCAUGAGAUGCUUCAGGCUGUUGUCCUUUGCAGCAAGAAGACUUUUCAGAUCACCAAACAAGGGGAUGGAGUUGACUUCCUGUCUUGGUUUCUGAAUGCUCUGCACUCGGCUCUGGGCGGCACCAAGAAGAAGAAGAAGACUAUUGUGACUGAUGUUUUCCAGGGGUCAAUGAGAAUCUUCACUAAAAAGCUUCCUCAUCCUGAUCUGCCAGCGGAAGAGAAAGAACAGCUGCUCCAUAAUGAUGAGUACCAAGAGACAAUGGUGGAGUCCACAUUCAUGUACCUGACGCUGGACCUUCCCACCGCCCCACUCUAUAAGGAUGAGAAGGAGCAGCUCAUUAUCCCCCAGGUGCCGCUCUUCAACAUCCUGGCCAAGUUCAACGGCAUCACUGAGAAGGAAUACAAAACUUACAAGGAGAAUUUCCUGAAGCGCUUCCAGCUCACCAAGCUGCCUCCAUAUCUAAUCUUUUGCAUCAAGAGAUUUACUAAGAACAACUUCUUUGUGGAGAAGAACCCGACAAUUGUCAACUUCCCCAUCACAAAUGUGGAUCUAAGAGAAUACUUGUCUGAAGAAGUCCAAGCAGUCCACAAGAACACCACUUAUGAUCUCAUCGCCAACAUCGUGCAUGAUGGCAAGCCCUCCGAGGGCUCCUAUAGGAUCCACGUGCUUCAUCAUGGAACCGGCAAGUGGUAUGAAUUACAAGACCUCCAGGUGACUGACAUCCUGCCCCAGAUGAUCACACUGUCCGAGGCGUACAUUCAGCACAUUGCAGAUGAUACUCCUUCCCUUUCAGCGCCAGCAGGCAGAACUCCUACAGAUGGAUGCCUUACUUGAAUUGCUGCAAGUAUCAGAGAACAUAUUAUUCCUUGGAAACAUCAAGUCUUGAGAUUCUCUGAGUGAACAUGAAGCUAACAGCAUCUUUCUGUCUAUCAUAGGUAGAUGGUUUUCCUAUAGUUCCUUCUCUCCUAUGGGACUUUUGGAAUGGAUUAAAUAUCCUCCUGUUUUUAAACCA
This is a messenger RNA of Arvicola amphibius (Eurasian water vole), 2747 nucleotides long. It is a transcript of the gene Usp39, whose product is annotated as ubiquitin specific peptidase 39. NCBI's taxonomy places the organism in Eukaryota, Metazoa, Chordata, Mammalia, Rodentia, Cricetidae. The transcript has 13 exons. The record is from RefSeq and is a predicted model, not a curated record. Bases 851 to 2569 code for a protein of 572 amino acids. Gene Ontology annotation, biological process: spliceosomal complex assembly; protein deubiquitination; mRNA processing. Gene Ontology annotation, molecular function: cysteine-type deubiquitinase activity; zinc ion binding.